UCCUCUCAACCUAACGGAAGACCAUCGGAGCAGUUGAUCGGACCUAAGACUGGUUCUUCCCACCCAGAAGUCGUGGCGUGGGCUUGCAUAGAAAUCUUGCUAGGGAUACACUCUACGGAGGUGGGAUCCUUAUUCGGUAGUGACCGCGUGCGUGCUUUUCACUCCCUCUCUGUUGGUGUUUGUGAGUUGUGGAAAGUGGGUGAAACUGUGUGUGGAGCGGAAAAAAGGCUCAAUUGCCAAGGAUAUCUGAUUUUUUGUUGUCCUGUUUCGGAAGUUGGUUGAUCCUGCGAGUUGUUCCUCUUUUUUCGUUGUUGCUUUCAUUUCGAAUGGGAUUAAGUGCUGCUUCAAGGGUAUUGUGUGGCACCCAUCAGCGACGACGAGGACGACCGUAGGGGAAUAGCAGCAGCGUGCCGCAGAAGAAUCAUUACGCGCGUGUUGUGACCGAACAUCAACUCCCCCAGGAAACAUAUACAAGGGGAUCUGUACAAUAUCAAGUGAGGGAAAGAUUUUUUUUUUACAUUCCAUUACGGUCUGUUGGAAGAAAAUAUCAAGAACGGUUCUUUCCAGCUCUAUAAAUCAUUUGGUUGUGUCAUAAAAAAGAAAUCGUUCAAGAAGGAAAAAAGUGAAACGGAACGGGUGCGAGAAUCCUUCACCACAAGUUGAAUUUAAUUUAAGGCGCAAAACGAAGACGUCCGGAAAGCGUUGAAGCUGAAAGUGUACAGUGGCUAGCCGGGGAAAAAUAUAAAUAAGGAGAAAGUGAAAAAAAAAAACGGGAAAUUGGAAAAGUUUACGGUGAACUGAACGAGGAAGUGAAAAAGAGUGCAAACGAGGAGGCUCGUUCCUUUGAAUUUCCAGAGGAACCACAACAUCGGCUGCAGCAAAUUCCCGAUUCAUAUCGCUUCGAAAAACAUCCACGACUGGUACAUUGUAAUUUUUAAGACCGGACAACUUUCGCCAACUGAGAAAAACUUCCUCUUGCUACUACUGCUGCUGCUGCUGUGGCUAGUGUAGAAGAGGCCAUACCAAACACAGUGGCUCCCGAUAGCCUCAGGCUAGACAGGGGAAAGAACUCUUGAUCAGAGUCCGCCGUCAAGCAAUAAUUACUACCACAAGCCGGGUGAGUGCUGACUGAAGGAAUCUUUUUUUUUUCGGCAGCAGUCCACUGACCGCACUUUCAACGUCGAGAAAACGACGGAUUUAAGGAAGCUACUUUUCCACAUUACACAAGAGUAGCAGGAAAAGCAGUCACCAUUAUGAAGGGACGACAUCUAAGGAGACGGUUCAGCCUGCAGCCAUCGUUUAUGAAGGACGACAGCCCGGACGACAGACCGAAGCGGGAAAAACCCCUAAAAAACGACGAAAAUUCAAUCAAUUCCAACGUACGGCACAAGAUCGUCGUCAUGGGGGCGGCCAAGGUCGGCAAGAGUUCCAUCAUCACCCAGUUCCUGUAUGGCACUUUUUCGCCGAAGUACAAACGCACCGUCGAAGAAAUGCACCACGGUCACUUCUCCGUCGGCGGGGUCAACCUGACGCUGGACAUUCUGGAUACGUCCGGCUCGUACGAGUUCCCGGCGAUGCGGGCCCUAUCGAUCUCAUCGGCGGACGCCUUCAUCCUAGUGUACGACAUCACCGACAGUGUCACCUUCGAGGAGGUCAAAGCAAUUCGGGAGCAGAUUCACGAGAUCAAAUCAACGACUGCCGUUCCGAUUGUGGUGGUUGGCAACAAAACCGACCUCGCCGACGAGGAUGACGACAUUCGGCAGAUCCCACGUGGCACAACGGAUUCGAUGGUAACGGUCGACUGGGAAAAUGGCUUCGUCGAGGUAUCCGCCAAGCUCAAUCGAAACGUUUCACAAGUAUUCAAGGAACUGCUCGCCCAGGCCAAAAUAACCUACAAUCUGAGUCCGGCACUGCGCCGGAGGCGGCGCCAAUCGCUGCCCCAGCAAGCCAGUGGCGGAGGCGGAACCGCUCCGUCCACCCCAUCGCAAAACGUCCCCUCUGCAUCGGUGCAUGUCCCCUCUGCCGCCCAGCUGGCACAUCUACAGCAAAUCCAGGAGAAAAGCCUCGGCGGAAAACGAAAUUCGUGCAUUUUGUCUUAAUAGAAGCAAACGGUAAAAUUACACUUCAACACAAUAUGCUCGGCUGGGAGUGAUUUCCCUGGUCGAUGCAAAAACACAGCACUCUAUAUAUUUGGAUGAAAACAUUUCUGUCUCCGUCAAAGCGUGUAAAUCACAACCAAAUUGUAUUUAUUCGGUGUAAUGAAACAUAAAUCGUGAACACUUUGUUAUAUUGCAGUCAUUAGAAAAGAAAAA
Ochlerotatus camptorhynchus is the source of this 2312-nucleotide messenger RNA. RefSeq names its product GTP-binding protein Di-Ras1. The record is from RefSeq and is a predicted model, not a curated record. NCBI's taxonomy places the organism in Eukaryota, Metazoa, Arthropoda, Insecta, Diptera, Culicidae. Bases 1254 to 2099 code for a protein of 281 amino acids. The transcript is spliced from 7 exons. Gene Ontology annotation, molecular function: GTPase activity; GTP binding.